AUGGCUCCUCAACUUCAUCAGCGUCCUCCUUUCCGCGCCGAGCACUUGGGCUCUCUCUUGCGCCCAGAUCAGCUUUUGGAAACCAAGCUCGCUUUCGAGGCUGGCAAGAUCCCCGAGUCGCAAUUGACCGCUUCUGAGGACAAGGAGAUCAAUGCCAUCGUUGGGACACAGCAAAAGCUUGGCUAUGCCGCUCUGUCCGACGGCGAGUAUCGUCGUCACAUGUUCUGGGGUACUUUCUUCCCCGGUCUAGACGGCUUCGAGGAGGUCAACAAUGUCGACGUGGAUGACUUCCGUCCCUAUGCCCCCGAUAUCGCCGCAUUUUUGGAGGCCGGUCACAAGCCCGGUGAGAGCGUCAUCUGUACCGGCAAGAUCAAGCACGUUGGUAGCACCUACGUCGACCAGUUCAAGUACCUCGCCAGCCAAGUGCCUGCCAACGAGGUCGGAAACCUGAAGAUUACUCUUGCCGCGCCUAACUGGUACCACCUGCGCUACCGUGAGGGCAAGGCUUACCCCAAGUCUGUGUACACCAAUGACGAGGAUUAUUUCGGCGACAUUGCCAAGGCCUACCAGGCCGAGCUUCAGAUCCUGUAUGACGCCGGCUGCCGUAACGUCCAAUUCGACGACCCCAACCUGGCUUACUUCUGCUCUGAUAAGUUCCUCACUGGCUUCAAGGAGGACCCUCUGAAUGUAUACUCCGCCGAUACCAUGUUCGAGAAGUAUAUCAAACAGUACAACGACUGCUUCGUUAACCUGCCCGCCGAUAUGCACGUCGGUGUUCACCUAUGCCGCGGUAACUUUGUCGGAAGUCGGCACUUCUCCGAGGGUGGCUACGACCGUAUUGCUAUUAAGCUCUUCCAGGAGCUGAACGUCCACACCUACUACCUCGAGUACGACACCCCCCGCGCCGGUGGUUUCGAACCUCUCAAGUUCCUGCCCACCCACAAGAACGUGAUUUUGGGUGUUGUGACUAGCAAGUUCGCCAAGCUUGAGGAUAAGGAGGAGAUGAAGAAGCGGGUCAUUGAUGCUGCUAAGUUUAUUGCUGAGGGUAACAACAUCUCCCUCGAUGCUGCGCUUAACCAGGUCGGUGUUAGCCCACAGUGUGGCUUUGCUUCUCAUCGUGAGGGUAAUGCUAUCGACUGGGACGGCAUGAUCAACAAAUUGCAGCUGGUCCGUGAUAUUGCCAACGAUAUCUGGCCCAAUCAGGCUUAA
Molecule: messenger RNA, 1209 nt
Organism: Penicillium crustosum
Lineage: Eukaryota; Fungi; Ascomycota; Eurotiomycetes; Eurotiales; Aspergillaceae
Product: cobalamin-independent methionine synthase II family protein
Exons: 3
Coding region: 1-1209 (402 amino acids)
Molecular function (GO): zinc ion binding; 5-methyltetrahydropteroyltriglutamate-homocysteine S-methyltransferase activity
Source: RefSeq, a predicted model, not a curated record